AUGUCCCGUCUAGCAUCCCUAUCCACCCCUUCUCGAACAUCUUCAACCCCACUUGUACCUUCUCCAGAGACCAAAGAAACAACACAUCAUCGCAUGUUCCGAGAUCUCAUUCAAUCCAUCAUCUCUCUCAUUGAUCAAUGGGACGAUCUGGUCUCUCACGACGGACCCAAGUACGGGAAAAUUUGUGUAGAUGCUCGAACUUCGAUAGAAAAUAUAUUACAACUUGAAGAAAACCCAGAUCGACCAUCCAUACUCCCUUUCCUUAUACAACUUCGUAACUCACGUUCUUCAUUGAACGACGUGUUGAUUAAACUUGAUAAAUCAUUGGGAAAAUUACAAAGUUUAGUAGAAGUUGGAGAAGGAUUAUUCAUUGAUGCUUAUUCUAGAGAAGGAGUGGAGUUCGUAUUGAAAACACCUAUGUGGAUGACAUGGACUAUGGAUAGGUUUGUGAACAGUCUCCCUUCAAUCUUCACUUUGCAUUCUAUACAUCUAUCAAAACUUCGUCAUCUCUCUCAACUAAUCUCAUCUUCCGAAACGACCUUUGAUCAAUCCAAAUUAGCUUUGGAACAAUGGCAAGAUUUGUCCAGAUGUGGUGAACGACAUGACGAAGUUGAAGAGUGGAGAGAAUUGGUGGAAUGGGAGAUGACGUGGGGUCAACCUCCAUCAAAGACAGAGGAGAAGGAAAAACUGGUAACUCCGAAAUCAGGAAAGAAGAAGGGGAAGUGA
Molecule: messenger RNA, 726 nt
Organism: Tremella mesenterica DSM 1558
Lineage: Eukaryota; Fungi; Basidiomycota; Tremellomycetes; Tremellales; Tremellaceae
Exons: 4
Coding region: 1-726 (241 amino acids)
Source: RefSeq, a predicted model, not a curated record